Girardinichthys multiradiatus is the source of this 2871-nucleotide messenger RNA. Its product is annotated as proto-oncogene vav-like. NCBI's taxonomy places the organism in Eukaryota, Metazoa, Chordata, Actinopteri, Cyprinodontiformes, Goodeidae. Gene Ontology annotation, molecular function: protein binding; guanyl-nucleotide exchange factor activity. The transcript has 29 exons. The record is from RefSeq and is a predicted model, not a curated record. The coding region runs from base 169 to 2709 and encodes 846 amino acids. Gene Ontology annotation, cellular component: cytoplasm. Gene Ontology annotation, biological process: intracellular signal transduction; regulation of GTPase activity; cell migration.
AUGAAGUUAAAAGCCUUCAACACAGUGCAGCUCUGCAGAACACCCACGGAAGAAAGGCAGAACAAGAGCGCCUAAGUCUGAAAAUGAGAUAAUGAAAGUUAAGUUCAGGAGUGAACAUCGAGAAAGAAGAUAUUAAACUAAGGAGAUAUUAGUAAAGCAAAAACGAAGAUGGAGCUGUGGAGGCAGUGUGCGAUGUGGUUGAUAGACUGUCGUGUUCUUCCUGAGAACCACCGGGUCACAUGGGAUGGCGCACAGGUGUGUGACCUGGCCCAGGCUCUUAGAGAUGGUGUAUUGCUCUGCCAGCUGCUCAACAACAUGCUGCCUCAGGCCGUCAACCUGAAAGAGAUCAACUUGCGACCACAGAUGUCACAGUUUCUGUGCCUGAAAAAUAUCCGGACCUUCCUGGCAGUCUGUCAAGAGAAGUUUUAUCUCAAGAAGAAUGACCUUUUUGAAGCCUUUGAACUGUUCGACGUGAGAGACUUUGGAAAGGUCAUGAACACUUUGUCCAUUCUGUCCCAUUCACACAUUGCUCUACAACGAGGACUUCAGCCUUUUCCUUUGGAAGGAUCCGCUCCUGAUGAUGAGAUCUACAGCGGCCUCUCUGACCAGAUAGAUGACACAGUGGAUGAGGAUGACGACUUGUACGAUUUUGUGGAGGAUGAAGAUAAUGAAGGGGAUGAGAUCUAUGAAGACUUGAUGAGGACAGACGAGCAGCCUGAAACUCAGCAGCAGAAGACUGGUGUUGACAAGCGAGAGUGCUGCCUGCAGGAAAUCCGACAGACUGAAGAGAAAUACACUGAUACACUGGAAUCUAUCCUACAGCACUUUAUGAAGCCCCUUGAAAGGUUUCUUCACCCUCACGACAUUGAAAGUAUCUUCAUCAACAUAAAGGAGUUGGCUAAAACCCAUCGCUGUUUGCUGGAGGAAGUCCGAAACUCAGUUUUAAAUCAUGGAGCCAAGAAUCUUUACCAGGUGUUUAUAAACUACAAAGAAAGGCUUCUACUGUACGGCCACUACUGCAGCCAGGUGGAGGCAGCAACGAAGCACCUCGACAAGGUAUCAACCAACAAAGAGGAUGUCAGGAUGAAGCUGGAGGAAUGUUCAAAGAGAGCAAAUAGUGGCCGUUUUUCUCUCAGAGAUUUACUUAUGGUUCCUAUGCAGAGAGUCCUUAAAUACCACCUGCUGUUACAGGAAUUGAUGAAACACACCACCGACCCAACGGAUAAGGAAAAUCUCCGAGCAGGUCUAGAUUCCAUGAGAGAUUUGGCUCAGUGUGUGAAUGAAGUGAAACGAGACAACGAGAUCAUCAAACAAAUCACCAGUUUUCAGAUGUCCAUAGAAAACCUGACUCAGUCUUUGGCUCUCUUCGGCCGUCCAAAGAUCGACGGAGAGCUGAAGAUCAGCAGCUCAGAGAAAAAGUCCAAACAGGACAGAUAUGCGUUCCUUUUCGACAAAGCUGUAAUCAUUUGUAAAAAGAAGAGCGGAGAAACCUUUGAGCUCAAGGAUAUUAUUGAACUACAUCACUACCAGAUACGAGAUGAAACCAUGGGGCAAAAGGACAACAAGAAGUGGUCCUAUCUGUUCCUCUUGCUGGAUUGCUAUGGGAGGUGCGGCUACGAUUUCUACUUCAAAACCAGAGAGCUGAAGAAAAAAUGGCUGGAACAGUUUGAGAUGGCUAUGUCAAACAUGUGUCCUGAGAACUCCACCGCAAAUAACCACGACUUCCAGAUGCACUGCUUUGAGGAAACAACCUCCUGCAAAGCCUGUUCAAUGCUGUUAAGAGGGACGUUCUUUCAGGGCUAUCAGUGCACUCGUUGUAAAAUGGCGGCACAUAAAGAGUGUUUAGGCAGAGUCCCGGCAUGUGGACGGAACUCAGAUAGUUCUGCCAAUAUUAGGAGACAGGAUAAAACACACAGAUCCCCAGGGAGUUCCACCAUUGGAUGUCCAAAGAUGGAGGUGUGUCAGGAGUAUUAUGGCCUGCCGCCGCCCCCUGUGGGCUUUGGCCAGCCUCUUCAGCUCUUGAAAUUUGACAUUAUUGAGCUUAGCCGGGCCAAUGUUGACCUGGCCUGGUGGGAGGGAAGAAAUUUGACGACUGGUCAAGUGGGGUGGUUUCCAUGCCAAAAGGUUCAGCCCUACGUCUCUAGGCCAACCCCAGACCUGUCUGGCUUCCUCUGGUUUGCAGGGAACAUGGACCGCACCGCUGCCAAAAACCUGUUGAUAUCACGGUCUGAUGGAACUUUCCUUGUGAGGCAAAAGGAUGGAGGAGAGUUUGCAAUCAGCAUCAAGUUCAACAUGGACAUCAGACAUAUCAAGAUCACCUCCUGUGAAGGCCUGUACCGCAUCAACGACAAGAAGGCAUUUAGAGGUUUAAUCGAAAUGAUUGAGUUUUACCAGAAGAAUUCUCUGAAAGAGUACUUCAAGGAUGUGGACACGACGCUGUGCAUCCCUUUUAAACAGCCUGAGCAAAGCAACUCAUCUAAUAACACACCAAACACAGCACCAGGGGGUAGCAUAAGGAGCUUCGGCUUAGUGAGGGCCAGAUAUGACUACUCAGCCCGGGACCGCACCGAGUUGUCCCUGCGAGAGGGGGACACCAUCAAGAUCCUCUCCAAGAAGGGCCACAGUGGCUGGUGGAAGGGAGAAGUCUACGGCCGGGUGGGCUUAUUUCCAUCCAAUUAUGUGGAGGAGGAUUACUCUGAUUACUGCUGACUUCCACCUACAUGAGAUCUUUUAACCCGAUCUGAAUGUGAAAGGGUCUUCGUGAGCGACUGCAUUAAGACAUAUGCAUGAGUGUGAUGUGUGCGUGUGAAAGGAAAUGUGGUUCUGCUGCUGGAUGUCCAGUGAUGUGAAUAAAACUUUUGUUCAGCUGGA